ACGAGCUGAAGUGAGAAGUGGAGCCUAGUAAAUGGAAAGCAGAAGCCGAUGCUAAGGUGUACUUCACCUCUAUUGCUGGCCCUGAGGAUGCUAUCGUCAUCUUCUUCUUCUCUCUCUUCUAACCCUAAAUUUCAUCUUCCCUCCACUUCUCAACCCAUCUCUAAUCUACCCCUCAAGACUCCUCUCUCUGAUUCUUGCGUUUUCUCUCAGUCUCGGAGGGUGAGUAUGACACAGUCCAAGUGCUUCUCUGCGACCACGGCUGACCCAAUUCCCAUUUCGCAUUCGGACCAGGUCCAGAAGCCCCUGGAAUCCGAUUCACACUCACUUGUGGUCGUCUCCUUCUACAAGUUUGCUGAUUUCCCAGACCAUGCUGAUUUGCGCAAACCCUUGAAGCAACUCUGCCAGGACCUGCGUGUUUCAGGUGGCAUCAUUCUUGCCCCUGAAGGGAUCAAUGGUAGCAUUUGUGGCACACGGGUGUCAGUGGAAAGAGUCCUUGGAUUUAUCCUAACUGAUGACCGCCUAAAGGGGUUAAGGCAGAUAGAAUCACCAGUUAGUCCUGAGCAGGAAGCUAUCCAUCAUGGACACUCUAGUAGUUCUCCUCUUGCAGCAGGUGAAGAUGCACCCUUUCGAUGGGACCAUGUGAGAGUCAAGUUGAAGAAAGAGAUUGUUACUCUUGGAAUGCCAGAUGUAUCACCAAUUGAAAAGGUUGGAAAGUAUGUUAGUCCAAAGGAUUGGAAUGCUUUGAUCAGUGAUCCAGAUACUGUGGUAAUUGAUGUUCGCAAUAACUAUGAAACUAGAAUUGGGAUGUUCAAAGGAGCAGUUGAUCCAUGUACCAUGGCAUUUCGCGAGUUCCCAUCUUGGGUGGAGGACCAGUUCCAACUUGAUGGUUCAGAUGUGGAGCAUGCAAAGGUGGAGAAGAAAGGGUUGGAUGAAAGCAUCAAUAAGGAUGCAGAGGUUCCAAAUCAUAAAAUUCCAAAGCGGGUUGCAAUGUAUUGCACAGGAGGAAUUAGAUGUGAGAAAGCUUCGAGUUUUCUGCUCAGCAAAGGUUUUGAGGAGGUCUAUCAUUUGAAAGGUGGGAUUUUGAAAUACCUAGAGGAAGUCCCCAAGACAGAGAGCCUUUGGGAGGGUGAGUGCUUUGUGUUUGACAAGCGAGUCUCUGUUGAGCACCGGCUGGUACAAGGAAAUUUCAAGCUUUGCUAUGGGUGUAAGCAACCUGUUAGUGAUGCUGACAUGGAAGCGCAAGAGUGGGAGUAUGGGGUUUCUUGUCCCUACUGUUUUUCAUUGAAGUCUGAAGAGGAGAAAGAGAGGGCAAGAGCACGACAGAGGCAAUUUGAGGCUUGGGGCAUUAUUGGUGGUCCAGAUAAGGGUCGGCGACCAGCAGUAAAGCUGGAUAGCAUAAAGAGUAACCAAAUCAAUUUUUUUAGCUUCUAAUUAGGUAGUGAAACCAAUCUUUGAGCUUUAGUUUAGCCAGAUGAUAAAUGAUAUGUUGGAAGAACUAGAUCUAAGAGUCUUUUUUGCCAAUCCUCUGCUUUGACUGCUUUCUCUAUGCGUUAUGAAGGUUUUAGUUGGGAGUUAAUGAUUGGAGUCACCCAACUUUUUUGUACUGAAUGGAUGCGAAAAUUAGCUAAACUUAGCUUCUGGACGGCAUGCUUGUUAAGUCAAAAUGAGGAAAUAGGACUCUGCAUUCAACUUGUGGAAGAUGGUUUUCUUCA
Durio zibethinus is the source of this 1712-nucleotide messenger RNA. RefSeq names its product rhodanese-like domain-containing protein 7. NCBI's taxonomy places the organism in Eukaryota, Viridiplantae, Streptophyta, Magnoliopsida, Malvales, Malvaceae. The record is from RefSeq and is a predicted model, not a curated record.